GAAUCGAGGUGCUCGCGUCGGCGCGGAGUCCUCCGCUUCUCUAGAGGCCACUGCUGGGUUGGGCGCCAGAGACCGUCGAGAUCAGCGGCUCCACCCCGGCCGGAGAGCUGCUGACUGACCCCACCCAUCAGCGCUGCUGAGCGACUGGAGCUAGGCGAGCUAGACCCCGGUGGCUGUAGCGGCAAGGCCGGAUCGUUCCGGGGGAAGAAUAAAGGCGCUGGGCCUGGCUGCGCUGAACGAUCGGGGCCGGGAGUCGAAGGCAGGAUGCUGGCGCUCUUCACGAAGCUGCUGGACUGGUUCCGGGCGCUCUUCUGGAAGGAGGAAAUGGAGCUGACCCUGGUGGGGCUGCAGUAUUCGGGCAAGACCACCUUCGUCAACGUGAUCGCGUCUGGACAAUUCAAUGAAGAUAUGAUUCCAACAGUGGGCUUCAACAUGAGAAAAAUCACCAAGGGAAAUGUAACUAUAAAGCUCUGGGACAUUGGAGGUCAACCUCGUUUUCGUAGCAUGUGGGAGAGGUAUUGCCGUGGUGUCAGUGCAAUAGUAUACAUGGUAGAUGCUGCAGAUCAGGAGAAGAUCGAAGCUUCAAAGAAUGAAUUGCACAACCUGCUUGAUAAACCACAACUCCAAGGCAUUCCUGUUUUAGUUCUUGGGAACAAGCGAGAUCUGGCUGGUGCCUUGGAUGAGAAAGAGCUAAUUGAAAAAAUGAACUUGUCUGCCAUCCAGGACCGAGAGAUCUGUUGCUAUUCAAUUUCUUGCAAAGAAAAAGACAACAUUGAUAUCACCCUACAGUGGCUUAUUCAGCAUUCAAAGUCCCGGCGAAGCUGAGAGCUCUUUGUUCAAGUUUUGGAUCGGGAAGAUGCGAUUGUAAAAGCCAGGCGCACCUCCUCCUUUCCCUUUCCCCAUCUCCUGCUCUUUCCAUCCCUCUUGCCCACCUCUUUUUCCCUAGAUGGGUAUUUUUAGGGGACACCAGAACCCUCUUCAGCUGAGAUUGAACUCCUGUUUUUAUUAUAAAGAAACUGUCUGCCCCC
This is a messenger RNA of Pseudonaja textilis, 1028 nucleotides long. RefSeq names its product ARF like GTPase 8A (gene ARL8A). Gene Ontology annotation, biological process: anterograde axonal transport; protein transport. Gene Ontology annotation, molecular function: GTPase activity; GTP binding. Gene Ontology annotation, cellular component: lysosomal membrane. The record is from RefSeq and is a predicted model, not a curated record. NCBI's taxonomy places the organism in Eukaryota, Metazoa, Chordata, Lepidosauria, Squamata, Elapidae.